AUGGUCCGCUCCUGCACCAUUGUUCUCGCCCUCACUCUCGCUGCAACGUCGUUCGCCGCCCCUUUGCCUUUGGAGCGCCGAACCACUCCAAUGGAGGAGGAUGAGCAGCUUGCAAUGCGAAGUUUCAUCGGGACCCAUCCAUUCCUGACCGCCGUUGGGAGUUACUUUUUGGCCAAAACAAUGGGGGGGAACAAUAAAGACGGGGCGGCCCAGGAGCGUGACUUGCAAGAUGACGACGAACAGCUUCUCGAGAUGAGGGACAUGGAUGACAACACGCCCUGGGUUGUGCUACGCGAUGCCAACAUGGAAUACGUGGCAUCAAUGGUUAGGUUUGGUGAUGUCCUCUAA
This is a messenger RNA of Dacryopinax primogenitus, 348 nucleotides long. RefSeq lists its product as uncharacterized. The record is from RefSeq and is a predicted model, not a curated record. Bases 1 to 348 code for a protein of 115 amino acids. The transcript has 3 exons. Lineage: Eukaryota; Fungi; Basidiomycota; Dacrymycetes; Dacrymycetales; Dacrymycetaceae.